Messenger RNA from Planococcus citri (citrus mealybug), 2552 nucleotides. RefSeq lists its product as uncharacterized. NCBI's taxonomy places the organism in Eukaryota, Metazoa, Arthropoda, Insecta, Hemiptera, Pseudococcidae. The transcript has 7 exons. The record is from RefSeq and is a predicted model, not a curated record. Bases 178 to 2271 code for a protein of 697 amino acids.
GUGUUUACUUAAAUACUGCAAAAUCAACGAAUAAUGACGCGCUCAUAAAAUUAUUACGUUUUACAUUUUUCUGUAAUAAAUUGCAAAAUUACAUUCACUUCAAACCUACAACUUUCAUACACGUACCUGGACUUACUACCUAGAUACUUUAAAUUUUCUAAAAACUUAUUCUGAAAAAUGCUCAACUUUAUGUGCAAAUGUUUCUUGACAAUUUUGUUAUCGUUGGCAAUUUCAGAUGCAAGUGAAAACGAACAUGAAGCAUUAUACUUUGGUCAACAUGUACCCAGAAUAAUGAUCGAUCCAAAACAAUUAGCAAAACUGAAAGAUCCCCUAAUAAAUGUCCCUAUGGCAACCGCUUGUCCAGCAAAAUCAACCGAGGAAAGAACAUUUGACGACAUCGGUUCAAUUGGUAAAAAUAGCUUGUUUGUACGGGAAAUUUAUGCAAAAGACCAUAGAGCGGAUGAAGUCGAUCACAAAAUAUGUGAAGAUUCAUACAAACUGUCUUUAAUUUAUAAUGCAAAUUUGGACCAGUUUGAAUUUGGUUUCGAAAUUUACUAUGAUAAAUCCAAGUUUAAAAAUUCAGAUUUUGUUGAUUCAAUUCGAAGUCGAUAUGACAUGAUAACCAAUACACAUUCGAUAAAAAACCAUGUCAAGACAGCGAUUUCUUAUAUGCCCAAUGUACCUCCUGUACCCUUUUUAUCGCGUUUAUCAUCAUUUCCGGGAGCAUCCAGGAUCUUCCAGGAAGCAAAAAUAUACCUUAAUGAUACUCGUCAAACCGAAUUAGGUUUUCUAUGGAUUGAAUCAUUCUUCACAAAGUACAACUAUCAACAAAAUCACGCAGUUCAAACUACAUACAAUGUACUGGUCCCUUCUAUAACUUGGAAAAGUCACGAAUGCGAUGAUUUUAAUCUAGGAAAUGGUUACUUCAAGAAUACUGACAUAGUUGAUCUAUACAACAAAUUAUAUAACGAGGAUAAUCAAAGAAGAAUGUUAGAAGGUAUCAGAGUACCUACGUCUCAGCCAAAUGAUGAAUAUAAAGAAGCAGCGUGCGAAUCUGAAAAUGAAUGUUUCACAAAAUGGCUAUCUAUUCCAUCAUCGCAGUUUCAGAUUAUAUCAGCAAAACCAGUUUCGUGUUCCAAUUUACUUACAGUGCCAAUUUGGAAAAGCACUGUAGAAAAAGUGCUGAAUAAACUGGAUAACUUCUUAUACGCAGUAUCCCUGAUACUUGGACGUUUAACAAUACAUUCUGGCGUUCAUGGCACCCUACAGUUGCCAAUUCAGUCUGAUCCUAAUAAACGGACCAAGAAAAUCACAUUAGGGGGAAAAUAUAUGCCAGUUCCAGACAUAAUCUAUAAACUGGUAAAAUAUCAAAGAAGCACGUGCACAAAACCUGCAGAGCACAACCAGCAUAAUGAUAAUGAUGGUGUUGAUAACGAUGAUGGUGGUAAGGAUGAUGAUGAUGAUGAUGAUGAUGUUGAUGAUGAUGUUGAUGAGUCAAAAGAAGAAAAAUGUGUAACUUCACUGGGCGCUAUGAUUGUGGUGAUUCAUAAUAAUCCCUAUUUCAAUGAAGAGACAGACAAAGUUUGCAAAGAUCAGUGCGAAGACUUAGGAUGGGAAGAAAUACAAAAAAUUAAUUCGGCAGAAGGUAAACCAGAAUCAAAAUCUUACAUUUACUGUUGCAAAACAACAGAUCCUGAAGUACGAAAAAAAUUGGGAAUAAAUUACAACUUUCCUGAUGAAAUUGAAUACAACCCAAAUAUCGAAUCAACAUCUGCGCUCAGUUUGAAAUCCAUCCCUGUGUUUAAUUUUGAAACCCACCACUUCGAUCAACAAAAUGUUUACGAUUUUGUGUUGUACGUCUAUAGAGUCAUGUUUGAAGGGGUCAAGUUUGAACCUGAAAAAUUUAUCCUCAUGCAACACAAACAUGAAGCAUCAACUGAGAAGAAGAAUGUUGAAUCUACUGAAAAUGAUUUAACAGGAGCUUCAGUAGUGCAAAAUGGCCAUAAUGAAAUAGCAGAUUUACAGAUAGUAGAACCUGAGAAUAAAGUAGAUGGACCAGAUAACUCUGAAUUGCAAUUUGAUGAAGAUGAUGAAAAAGAGUCAGAGAAGUCACCUGAACAGGCAACAGACAGUGUGAGUAAUUUGACUCAGGAAGGAUUACGACAACGACAGCCAGAGCAUAGUGAUCCUAAAAUUCCUAAAACACAGUUGAAUGAUGAAGGGGAAAGAAAAAAUCUGGCAGGAGGCAAUGCAGAAAAGAAGAUAGAAUAAGUACAUAGAGAAAAUGUCAUAAAAAUAAAAGGAUUGAAGAGGCACAGAAACAAUAGAAAUGUCAUCUUACUUUCUAGGCCUAUCCAAAACUUAUCAUUAAGUUAUUAUUUAAGAAUACCUAAUUAAGCAGUAAGAAUUGUAUAACUACAAGGAAACAAGUUCACCUUUCCAACUUCAAUUUUUUAAAAAAUUAAGAAAUAGUUAGUUUGUAAAUGUUGGGUGUGUAAUUUCAAUUUGUAAUGGUACUAUGUACAUUCAUAUUACAUCGUCUUUUUCAUGUU